AGUCAAAACAAAAUGUUUACUUCAGUUGAUACCUAUCAGCAACAUAAUUUGCUUUACUCUCUGGCUUGCAUUGUUUCUUUUUUUUAGUAUCUUACCGCUGUAUCUUGAAUGUAACUUAGUGUUCUUUUAUUUUUAAAACUUUUAACAUGAAAUCUACUUCAACAUUAACGCGAUUUCACAAUUGUUACAUUCUACGUGAUAAUAAAAUAAUCAAAGAAGACCUAUGGAUUCGUGAUGGAAAAAUCGAAAAUCCUGAGCAAAUAUUCUAUGUAGAGCAACGUGAAGCAGACUUAACUGUAAAUUGCGAGGACUUACUCAUUGCCCCUGGGUUCAUUGACAUUCAAAUAAAUGGUGGCUGGGGAGUUGACUUUUCAUACGAUUCAGAAAAUGUUCAAGAAGGACUAAACAAAGUUGCAAAAGAGCUAUUGUCACAUGGAGUUACCUCUUUUUGUCCAACCAUGGUAACAUCAGAACCUGAAAAAUAUCAUAAAAUCUUACCACAAAUAAAAAAGACUCCAGGCGGUAGACAUGGUGCAACUAUCCUUGGUGUUCACUUAGAGGGGCCAUUUAUAAGUCCAGCCAAAAAAGGUGCUCAUUUAGAUGAAUACAUCAGGGUACCUGAGAAGGGUUUAGAAACAAUGAAGCAAGUGUAUGGAGCUUUAGAUGAUGUGGUAAUUGUAACCCUUGCACCUGAACUGCCAGGGGCAACACAAGCUAUAAAAGAUCUGACCAAAUUAGGCAUAAAAGUAGCUGUCGGUCAUUCGUCUGCCGGCCUAGCACAAGGAGAGGAUGCAAUAAGAAAUGGUGCCAACUUGAUUACACACUUAUUCAACGCUAUGUUGCCAUUCCAUCACCGUGAUCCUGGUUUAGUUGGACUUUUAGCAUCAAAAACGGAUAAACAAGUGUAUUAUGGAAUUAUAUCUGAUGGUAUACACACACAUCCAUCGGCAUUGCGGAUAGCAUGCAGGGCUAAUCCUGAAGGACUGGUGUUAGUAAGUGACGCCGUAGCAGCUCAGGGAUUAGCUGAUGGUAACUAUCGAAUAGGACCACAAGCGGUCACAGUUGAGGAAGGCCGUGCAUACCUUACAGGAACGAAGGUCUUAUGUGGCAGUACCACUGCUUUAGACUCAUGUGUACUUACUUUUAAAGAUUCUAUAGAAUGCUCCUUGGAGUAUGCUCUGCAAGCAGCCUCCUUACAUCCAGCACGUGCACUCGGUAUUGACAACAGAAAAGGAAAACUUAAUUUCGGAUAUGAUGCAGAUUUUAUUAUCUUGCAUCCUAAAACCUUAAAAGUUCUAUCUACAUGGAUAGCAGGUGAACGCGUUUUCACACGUCAAGGUGAUACCGCAUAACGUACAAUGUACUAAUGAAAUUGUAUUAAUACACAUAUAUCUGUCACGCCUGCCUCUAAAAUUGUAUAUAUAUACCAUUUUUUCAAAAUAAACUUAUAUAUAAUACCUAUCUUAUUUGACAACUUUUAUAGUGCUGUGACAGUAACACAGAAACAGUAGUUUGAAUAAAACGUUUCGUUUUCAUAUCUUAAUGUAACAAAUUUUAGAAAUUUUAUAAAUUGGCUGAUGUCUUGGUGCUCUGGACUAAACCCCUAGAUUUUCGAUCGCUGAUCUAUUAUAAUAUUCUUAAAUUGGAAAUCAGGUAAUUGAUGUGAUUAUGUGAUACUUCAGAGUGCUUUUUAGUUGUGCCUUAAAUUUACCGUGAUUGAGAUAAAAAUGCCUGCUAUAUGCUCUAAGGCAAUGCACGAGUAAUAUCUGACGAAUGGUUAAGAGCGUUUGUAACUUUAGCUUACCAAAGUGUGGCAACAUGGAAAUUGUCUUUAUCUACCAACUUAGUACAGAUAAGAAGAAAACGAACGCAAACCGACUUUGGUCUACCAUAAAUUAAUACACUGAAUAUCAAUGAGUCACAAUUUUAGUAGAGUGGCGAUUACGAUUUAUGAGGUCUUAAUAACAGUAAAUAAAAUAUAACAUAUACAUUAUUUUUGAUAAUAAAAGUCAUCGCACAUUAUAUAUAUUGAUGACAAUAAUGUACUAGUCAAACUAGUACAUGUUUCUUUAAAUUUUUGGUUUGGACCUUAAAUUUGGAGACACUGGGGCCGAUUCUGAGGCGCUAUUUCUCUAAUCCUAUCUCUUUAAUAUUUUAAUUUGAUAAUUUCGAAUUUUCUGUUUUAUGGACCAUUGUAAACUAAAUUUAUAAGAAAUUUUGUACAUAUUGAUUCUUAAAAGUUUCGGUGCUAUCCCAAAAUAAAAUUUUAAGAGAUAGAAUUAGAGAAAUGGCGUCCCAGAAUCGACCCUAUUGCUUGUAAUUUAGUAUGUAAACAUAUUAAUCAAUUUUAUUCAAAGUGAAGCAAAAAAUAUGAUUUGUUUGCCAUUACUACGAAUAGGUAAAUAUGUUAUUUUUUGUUAAAAAAUUAUAAUAAAUAUGCAUCAUAUAC
Molecule: messenger RNA, 2449 nt
Organism: Galleria mellonella (greater wax moth)
Lineage: Eukaryota; Metazoa; Arthropoda; Insecta; Lepidoptera; Pyralidae
Product: N-acetylglucosamine-6-phosphate deacetylase
Exons: 6
Coding region: 147-1352 (401 amino acids)
Biological process (GO): N-acetylglucosamine catabolic process
Molecular function (GO): N-acetylglucosamine-6-phosphate deacetylase activity
Source: RefSeq, a predicted model, not a curated record